Messenger RNA from Rotaria sp. Silwood1, 1249 nucleotides. The record is from the annotation of a GenBank genome assembly. Lineage: Eukaryota; Metazoa; Rotifera; Eurotatoria; Philodinida; Philodinidae.
AUGAAGGAUAAGGUUGUUCGUUCACGUUCAUCAUCAUAUGGUAAUUCCUUCACGACUAAUUUAUCGACAAUACAGAUAUUAUCAUCAUUAAUGAACGACGUACAAACAUAUGGUGUAGUUGCAGGUGAUGAUGAUAAUGGAUCUACUCCAGCUUCAAUUGAUAAUCAUUCUGCAUCGUCAUCAUCAUCGGCAUUAUCUCGAGCUAAACGUACUUUUGACGACAGUGAUUCAGAUGAAUCCAUCGAUAUUGAACAACCAAAUAAUGAUAAAUUAACUGUUUAUGAUUUAUCUGAUGAAGAUUCGGAUGAUGAUGUCGAUUCACCGUCUAGUCAAAAUUUUUCACUUCCUACUAGUACAUCAACAGUAACAACAGGUAAAACAAGUCCAUCAUCAGCUGUUCGAUCAAUUAUUUCAACUUAUAUACGAGAUCAACCAGUUACUACUCCACCACCACCAAAAAAUCUCGUGUUCGUUUUGAACGUCGUUUUGGAGAAGACAUUACGAGUGGUAAUCUUCUUCAAGAAUUGAAGGAAAAGGCUGAAGCCAAAAAAAAGUACUCAAAAAUACAACAGCACCACGUUCUUCAAAAAAGUAGAUCUAAUACAAUUUCACUCAUAACCCUUUUCCUAUACAUAUGUCAUUAUACUUAAUAUUACUAUUAUUCACUAUAGUUUUAUAAAACAUAAACUAAGAAAAAUGUUGAAGUAUUUACGAGUAAAAAUAUGACGUACACUUCCCUUCUCACAGAUCAUGAUAAACAUUAGUAGCAAGCAUUACAAUAGAUGUUUUAUGUUUCACAUUUUAAUUCUCGAUAAAUUACAUUAAGAAAUUGUAUAUUAGCUGUGUAAUGAUGCGGUGACGAAAUUAGGGACCAAAAAUGCCUUGAUGACGAAAUUAGGGACCAAAAUGCCUCGAUGACGAAAUUAGGGACCAAAAAUGGCUUGGUGACGAAAUUAGGGACCAAAAAUGGCUGGCUGACGAAAUUAGGGACACUUUUUUUUUGUCAAUUUUAGACAUCUUCCUCGCAAGUUAUUGAACCCAUUCUAGACACGUUCGUUUGUCAUGUACCUUUAGAUUAUGGUAGAUCUUGAUACGCUCUACAAAAUUGCUCAGGUGACCUUUGCUCAUUUCCCGAUGAAAAAGCCUAAAAAACUUGUUUUCUUCGAAAGAUAAGAUUUUGCUUGAAUUUUCUAUGUGUGUCAUAAUUAGGGACCAAAAAUGGCUUGCUGACGAAAUUAGGGACAGGGCA